UCGAUAUAAUGUUUCGUUAUUUGAUGCAUAUUUAAGUUACCGUCUUGUCUCCAUUAUCUACUAAUUAUUUUAAGUGCCUUUACUUAAAAACCACAAUUUGUGACGCAAAGCUGCUUCAAUAGAAUCUUUUUUAGCAUCUUUAUAAUGGCGAGAAUGUUAUUACUGAUAGUUGCUGUAGGAUUAGCUGCAUCGUGUAAUGGAAAUCAUGAAUUCGAUUUUAACGUAGGGGUUCUAAAAAAAUUACUUAGGACAGAAGCAGAUUUGUUCGACAGACUCCUUUAUGAAAUUUUACAGCAACAAGAACAUUUGAAGACAAUAAGCAACGAAGAAGUAUUCUCAAAGGAACUAGAAGAUGCUGCAUAUAAGGCAAAUGAAUAUUCAUUAUCUGCCAAAACCACAAUCAGUAUGUUAACUAGUCUAGAAACUUUGUGGCUUAAAAUUGAUGACUAUAUGAAAGAUACUAAGAAAAUUAUUGGUCUCCAUAAUGUUACGUCUUCAGAGACAGGGUGUGAGCCCGAGUAUGAUUAUGAUGACUACGAAUCUGGGAUUUUUGAAAAUUCUGCACUAAAGUUAUGCAAUGGAAUGAUUUCCCAAUCUCCAGAUAUCGAAAAGCAUUUAAAAUGUCGAUUCGUUGAUUAUGGAAAUCCGUUUCUAAAAAUAGCACCAUUCAAACAGGAAGAUGUGUAUUUAGAUCCUUUCAUUGUCAUCUACCACAAUGUUCUUUCAGAUGCAGAAAUAGAAAUGCUCCAAGAAGAGGCCUACCCCGCGUUGGAUUCCUCUAGAGUUAUCUCAUAUAAACAAGGAAUACAUUCAUCAAAAAUGCGAGUUUCUGAAAAUGCUUGGCUUUUUGAUGACAUUGAUCCAAAAAUUAAGUCUGUAAACGAACGAGCAGGACAUAUGACAAAUUUGAAUAUUGGUACAUCAGAGCCUCUUCAAAUUGCAUACUAUAAACCUGGAGGAUACUUUAAUGAACACCAUGAUUUUUUCGAGGACGAGGAUUAUCAAAUUCUGAAUUCUAGUUCUGGAAAUCGAAUUGGAACACUAAUGUUUUACUUAAAUAAUGUUCAAGAAGGUGGCAGAACAAUUUUCACUGAUCUGAAUGUUUCAUUGACACCAAAAAAAGGAAAUGCUGUUUUUUGGUAUAAUAUUUCACCAAAUGGAUACUUGGACUAUUUUACCAUGCAUGCAGGAUGUCGUGUUGUUUCUGGAGUAAAAUGGGUCGCGAAUAAAUGGUUCAACGAACAUGGACAAGAAUUUCGUCGGCCUUGUUUGUUAGAAAAUGAUUACGAUGAGAAUAGAAAUGGUCUUUAAAGGAUCUUUCUUCAAUAAAGAAUUGUAUAUAAGUUUUUUUAUAUUUGGUUUUCCAGAGUAAAAAACUUUUAUUUAAAUUUAAUAAUUUAGGUUAUAUAUAUAGUAGAUUCUUAUCUCUUUAAUAAUUAUUUAGAAAAUAUACAAAAAUUAUAUGUCCUUUACAACUAUUAUCCUAAUCUUUAUGAGAAUAAUUUCUGAAAUCGGUAUUGUUAUUAAUAUCAGUCUGGAAAAUUAUAUUAUUGAUUAACUUAUU
Molecule: messenger RNA, 1564 nt
Organism: Leptopilina heterotoma
Lineage: Eukaryota; Metazoa; Arthropoda; Insecta; Hymenoptera; Figitidae
Product: prolyl 4-hydroxylase subunit alpha-2-like
Exons: 7
Coding region: 145-1311 (388 amino acids)
Biological process (GO): peptidyl-proline hydroxylation to 4-hydroxy-L-proline
Cellular component (GO): endoplasmic reticulum
Molecular function (GO): L-ascorbic acid binding; iron ion binding; procollagen-proline 4-dioxygenase activity
Source: RefSeq, a predicted model, not a curated record